Molecule: messenger RNA, 741 nt
Organism: Parnassius mnemosyne (clouded apollo)
Lineage: Eukaryota; Metazoa; Arthropoda; Insecta; Lepidoptera; Papilionidae
Source: the annotation of a GenBank genome assembly
AUGGCUGUUGUUUGUGUUGUAUGGGCUGAUGUGGAAGGAGCCCCUACUGAUGGUAAAAAUCAGCUUGUGGGUGAUAUGCUUUGCUUAGCUGGGUCCUUGCUUUACGCAAUGGUCACUGUUUUGCAAGAAAUGAUGCUCAGUGAACAAUCUUGCUCAGAAUAUUUGGCCCUGUUGGGAUUUAUUGGAGGUGUGGUUGCAUGCACACAGACAUUUUUUCUUGAAUUUAGCGAGCUACACACUUUCAACUGGUAUGAGCUGGAAACAGUGGUGCAGUUAGGAAGCUACUGUGGACUGCAAACUGUGUUCCAAAUUCUACAGAGCUUCAUGCUUAGGGAUGCGGGAUCAAUUGUACUGCACCUAUCAUUUCUUUCGGCGGAUUAUUACACCCUCAUUGCAGGAAUGUACAUAUUUCAGUUCAAGUUUCAUGCAUUGUACUUCUUGUCGUAUUUGCUCGCAAUGAUAGGAGUGUUUCUAUUCACUGCAAGGUCGACACGUCCGCCGUCGUGCCCAGAAGUUUUGCCGCAACUUGUAAACAAUGCCGUUCACUCUCAAGAUAAUGUAUCAUUGGAAUACACUGUGCCAACACUGGAUUGUAUACCUAUAGAGGGCUUGGAGCCGCCAAUGAGCAGAGACACGACAUUCACGUCGUUCCUUGGAGGCCCACAAAACAGUAUACCCAAUGGUAACAUAAUUUCGGAACAAACAACUGCAACACAAAAUACUACUAAGGACUCCUCUUAA